Messenger RNA from Dentiscutata erythropus, 402 nucleotides. NCBI's taxonomy places the organism in Eukaryota, Fungi, Glomeromycota, Glomeromycetes, Diversisporales, Gigasporaceae. The record is from the annotation of a GenBank genome assembly.
AUGCUUAAAAAAUCAUUUCUUGAAUUGGCCAUUGAACCUGAUAAACAAGACAGUGAUAACGAGAAAUUAGCAUCGACUACACCAGUGGCAUCUCUUGAAUUGGCCGUUGAACUAGACAGUGAUAAUGAGGAACCUGAGAACAACAUUAAACUUGAUGAAAAUGAUGAUUAUCAAAGCGAUCAAGGUGACGAUACUGAAUUUAAAGAUCCUGAAGAUGACAGUACAAAAGAUGCAACUACCAAUCUCAUUCAAGAACUCUUUAAUCGCGGUUUUGUGAAUAAUUCAUUAACAUGUGCCUUACCAAUUGAAAAGCCGUAUUAUUCGGCAAAAAUCUACCCUAAGAUCUGUUACUUGUGUGAUAACUUCAAGAUUCCUAAUAUAGCAACGUCAAAAGGCUCAUAG